This is a messenger RNA of Aspergillus luchuensis, 174 nucleotides long. RefSeq lists its product as uncharacterized. The record is from RefSeq and is a predicted model, not a curated record. NCBI's taxonomy places the organism in Eukaryota, Fungi, Ascomycota, Eurotiomycetes, Eurotiales, Aspergillaceae. The transcript has a single exon. Bases 1 to 174 code for a protein of 57 amino acids.
AUGGCGCUGGGGUCCUGGGGAAUGGGAGCAUGGCUGGAGCCCGGAAAGUGGCUUCCGCAGGCAGAGAAUGUCGGUGAUAUGCCUCUAGGGAUCGUCCCCGCCAGCGUGGAACGUGCGGCGAUCUGUCCUACAGAUCUGGAUCCAACGGAUACGCUCAGCGUUGCGGAGCAGUGA